Molecule: messenger RNA, 3216 nt
Organism: Dujonia railenensis
Lineage: Eukaryota; Fungi; Ascomycota; Pichiomycetes; Serinales; Debaryomycetaceae
Source: the annotation of a GenBank genome assembly
AUGACAGAUAUAAACGAAAUCAGAACUCGUUUGAAGCAGUUGAAUGAUGAUGCUUGGUCUGGCAUUGAAGUCAAAAGCACAGGGAAACUUGACUCUUCAUUGAAGAAAAACACAGCCUUCGCCAAAAAGAUAAGAGUCUCGAUGAACCAUGAGAACUUACAAUCAACAUUGAAGGACAUAUAUGGCUUAUCGUUGGAGAAGUAUCUCUCUGAGAUUUUAGCGGCGGUCACCGAAGGACUUCUAAGGGUCGUGAAACCUGAAGAUAUAAUAGCGACCAUGGAGAUUGUUUCAGCAUUGAAUCAGAGAUUCUGUAGCACAUUUAGCCCACAACUCUUGGCCAACAUUUUAAACGUAAUGGCCAGACAACAAGCAUCUCCAUUACCAGUAACCAAACAGAAAUCGAUGCUCAGGCUAAUCACGGAGUUGAACAUCAUUGGAGUGUUUAGGACUUUGGGUGACUUAUCCUCGAACGAUGAGGUGCUAUCCCCGUUUAUUGUAAAGAAUUUUGCCAAAUUGGAGAAGAAACAAGUAUGUGUAGUUGUGUUGAGGGAUUUGUUGAACGAUGAUGUAAUGAGUGGGAAUACAUUACCGAUAGCAGUUGGUUUCUUGAGGAGAUUCCACACAAUUCUAUAUGGAACAGAAGGGGCCGAACUACACACGCUAGACGAAAACACAACUGCUGAAAUCAAGCACAUUUUCGAAAUAUACGCACAGGCCAAUCUCAAGGCAUUGAUUCAAACGAACGAGAAGUCAAAGUCCCUUGAAAUUAAAAUAAAAAAGACUUCAAUUAGGACAGGAAAAAUUCCAGAAAAUUUGACUAUGGAGAAAGAGCAGUUGGAUGAAAGAUUCUCGAACAUGAAGAGUGCCUGUCAAUUUUUUGUUGAGGUGAUUAAGAAAACAAACGACGGUUUCGAGCUUAGCAUGCCCGACCUUUCCUACGAUCCCAAGGACGAAGAGACUGAUGACUCUGUGGUAGAGGUGGUUAAAAAUAAAUCUGGCGAAGAUGAUUCUGGCGUAUGGGAGAGCAUAGAAACCAAGAAUUUCUAUACUAGAAUUCCAGAUCUCACGGACGUAGGCGACACAGCUGUGCCAUCGUCACCCAUGAUGUCAUCAGAUGGUGAAAGAAUGAGAGAUUUCAUUGCAAAACUUGAGAUUGUAUCUACUGUGAGUGAAAUCGACAACUUAGCUGAAGAGUUUUUGACCUCAAAAUUGAAUAAUAAAGCAUCGAAAAAUCGUAUAUUCAAAUACUUCCUUGAAACCCCAGAGAUAUCAAGGUUAAAGUUUUUCGCGAGAUUUAUGGCAAUCCACCGUAACACACUAGGAGAAUUAAUCAAUGAACUAGUCGAGUAUGUUGACAAAGGGUUCAGAACCCAAAUUUAUAACUCCAACAGUAGGUUGAACUUCAAAAACAUUUUCUUCUUCUGUGAAUUAAUCAAAUUCAACUUAGUCCCUGCACACGUCAUUUUUCACAAGAUUCGAGCAUUAACAUUGAAUGUAUCAUCCACCAACAACUUAGAUAUCCUAUCCGUGUUCUAUGAACAAUGCGGUAGGCUCUUGUUAUACGAAUCGGAUUACAAGGAGACCAUGAAGGAAAUGAUCACAUUAUUGAAAGAGAAGAGAAGUAACGAGCAGUUUUCAAGUAAUGACAAAAUAGCCUUUAACAAUUUAUUGGUCAUCGUGGAGCCUCCUGUAGUUAACACUAAAUCGAAUCCAUUUGAGGAGCAUGUUGAAUUAUCGCCUUACCAACAAUUUCUCAAUCAUUUGAUAAGGUUCGAAUUGAAUGAAGAGAACGUUAAAUUAAUCAUUCAAUUGAUUCGUAAGAUGGAUUUUGAAAAAUCGCUCGAGCUAAGAGAAACCUUGGAAACUAAUUUGUCACUGCCUGAAUUGGUCAACUAUGACAGUUUGCCGUAUUUGGCAGUUGUAUUGCAUAAGCUCUCCUUCCAUCGUCCUACUAAAUGGUUAAAUGCAUGUGUUAUAGACUCAGUAAUAGAAAAAAUUAUGAGAGGAUUAGAAUUGACUGAUUAUAGACUUAAUAGAGGAAGAGUGGCUCAUGUUCGAUAUCUAGCGGAGCUUUAUAACACAGGAUCUGUCGAUUGGAAGCUAAUCAUGAAUAUCUUGUAUAAGAUUCUCAAUACGGGACAUGCUAAUAACCAACCAGUACCUAUGAGUUACAACGUUGAAACCGACUUGCCUGCUAAUUAUUUCAGAAUUCAGUUAUGUUGUGUCUUGCUAGUGAACAUAAAAAGAGAAGCUGGUUUACCUAAACGUAAGUCUACAGUGAGGAAAAAUAUGAAAAAAAUUGCUUCAGAAGACUUGCACCAGUUCAUGUGCUAUUUUGAAUACUACAUAUUCACUAAGAAGCAACCAAUCCCCAUCGAAACUGAAUUUAAGAUUAGCGAUUUGAUUGAGAAAUUAUAUGAUGGACAAUAUGAGAGAGCUACAAAUAUUAACGGGGCCAUUGUUAAAUUGCAGGCCAUAAUUCAAAAGCGAAGUGAGAAUCAAGUGAAAAAUGAAGAAUUAGAAGAAGAAGAAGAGGAGGAAGAAGAAGAAGAAGAAGACGAAGACGAAGACGAAGACGAAGAGGAAGAAGAAGAAGAGGAAGAAGAAGAGGAGAUAUUAGUAGACGUAAAUGGUGACGAUUUUGACAUUGGAGUUGAAGUGGACGAGGAUGAAGACGAUGAUGAAGAAGACGAAGAAGAUGAUGAGGAUGACGAGUAUGACGACAUAGAUGUUGACGAAGAAGAUGACUUAGAAGGUGAUGAAGAGGACGACGAAGAGGAUGAUGAAGAUACCCAAGAUUCCUCGUCAGACUCGGAAUCUGACUCAGAUUCUGAUGAUGAGGUAUCUGAUGAGUCAGAUUCAGAAAUACCGCUUUCAUCAGAGGAUCAAAAAUUGGCUGACGAACUAGAGAAAGAUUUUCAAAAGCUUGUUUUUGAUUCCUAUGUUCUCAACAAAAGUAAUACUGGGAGAGGUAAUAAUAAAUUUGCUGUUGCAAUUCCGUCCAAGAAAGUCAUUGAAACUGCUUCUCAGUCCACUGCUGAGCAAGAUAGUAAGCAUACACCGUUUACACUCAUUACCAGGAAGGGUAAAAAGACAAAUGCCACUCAAGUCUUACUUCCUGAUGAUUCUAAACUUGCUUUAACUAAGAAAAGAGGUGAUGAAGAUGAAAAAAUUCAUAGAGAAAGAAUCAUGCAAUUGGUGAGCAAUAUGGAUUAA